Megalobrama amblycephala (Wuchang bream) is the source of this 9867-nucleotide messenger RNA. It is a transcript of the gene sorbs2a, whose product is annotated as sorbin and SH3 domain containing 2a. The record is from RefSeq and is a predicted model, not a curated record. Gene Ontology annotation, cellular component: plasma membrane. The transcript is spliced from 29 exons. Bases 958 to 7479 code for a protein of 2173 amino acids. NCBI's taxonomy places the organism in Eukaryota, Metazoa, Chordata, Actinopteri, Cypriniformes, Xenocyprididae. Gene Ontology annotation, molecular function: protein binding.
UGUCACACACUGCCAGAAAUCAUGUCAGAACCUGCAUUUCACCCCGUGGAAUAUGGUUUAUUGGAAUCCUUUGUUAAUAACUCCACAUUCCUAUAGAUGACUAGUAGGCCUACAUUGGUGGCAGGUCAAACGGCAGCAAUAAUAUUCUGAGAUGCCUCUCAGUUCUACUCUGCACUUACUUUUCAUCCAAUUUAAGAGAAUGAUACAACAUUCAAUGCGGUGCUUUUGCCCUUGAGUGGCAGAGGUGACCUCAGCAUCUCACAUCACAGUUUGUGCUCCCCUGAGCCCGCACGCUGAUUGAAGUGUUCUGGUUGCCAUGACUACUGAGAACCUGCGAAGGACCAAUGCGCGGCGCUGCUCUCCAUCUCACACAUGAGCGCGCAGACUCUAUAGGCUGUGCUAUAAAAUACUCCUCUUCCCUGAGAAACAAGCGACGAUUGGAUUAUGUCUGGAUAAAGUCUCUAUUAAGGACUAGCCCCUCGCGUUCGUGACGUGCUCAUAAGCGCUCUCGCGCGCAAGCGUCGCGUCGUUUAGAGUAUGCAAAACGAAUGUGAUCUUGCAUACCCAUCUACUCCUCCUCCUCCUCUUCCCGGAGCCGACACCGAGAGGUGUUUCGUCAUGUGUAAAGAGACAGUUUUACCGCAAUGCUAUUCCAAUAGCUCUCCCGCUCCGCACGAGAGCCACUGACCCAAGAGGAAAGGGUGGUGCCGCGCAGUGGCAUAGUCCAUGCGCGUUCACGCGUUUUAUCUCGAGUCGGCACAGCGGACAAGAACCGAGCGGAGCAGGUGUGCGCUUUCAGUCUGGAUUCAGACCUCCUCUCUCUCUCUCGUCUCUGACUUUGAUGGACUUACAUGCGGCGCGUUAGUGUGUAACUGCGGUGGAUGACUCCAUAUGCGUGUUUAUUACUCAGGGUGAAAGUGUCCUUUUUCAGAACACAGAUCAGUGGAGAUCAUCAUCAUGAAUACAGAUAGCGGAGGACGUGCUCAUAAAAGAGCAUCCCUGUCGCUCACUCUCUGGCCUGUGAAGAGGGUCCAGAGCUCACCCAACCUGUACGCUGCUGCAGGUAGUGAUUCUCAGUCGUCAGAUUCAGAUGCCUGUCGUUCACGCAGUGUGUCUGAGGGGUUGAGGAAUGGAGAUGCCAGCAGCUCGUCCUUGACUGCUAAAGGCUUCCGCAGCGUUAGACCGAACCUACAGGAUAAGAAAUCUCCUACACCGGUCCCCUUGCCGCCCCCUCGGAGAGAGAGCUAUCACAUGACCCCUAACCCCCCAUCUUACAGUUCCCUCGCAAUACUGUCAGACACCUUCCUCUCUCCCCCACAGAAUGAUGAUGCCAUUUCCACAGGCUCUUACACUAUCCAGUCUAGCGCCACCUCCUCAUACUCAUACUCUAAGACCACCCGAACCUCCACGAGCACCUCUGAAGCCCCCCUUGAGGAGCCCCCCUCGCCCCAACAGGCUAAUGCUAACAGUUUUAUCACUCGGGUUCUUGGGAGCAAAUUGUCUUCUUCGAAAUUCACAACUGACCAUCUAAAUGCAACACCUAACAAGAUGAAUAUGAUUAAAACUGACCCUAAGUCUAAAACUAAGCUGAAAGGAAUGUCCGCUCCCCCACCUCAAGACCCCACUGCCACUUCUGAAACACAUGUAGCCUCUCUCUCCAUCCAGUUAGCUCCCCGCAGUCCAGAACCCCAAGCAGUGACCCAAUCAUGGCUUGAGACUGAAUCCAGGACAAAUGCAUUGGACCCCGCUGACCCCACGCGAGCCCCUGUCGUACCACCAAGACCAGCCGGCAAUUUGGUGCGUGAGUUUUCCCCUGUAAGAGGGGGCACUGGAACGCUCUCUUCUGGACCCUCCUCCCCAGACCCAUCAGCUCGUCGAUCACCAUAUAGCCGGGCGAGUCAGGAUUCCCCCGACUUCCUGUCGGGGCUAUUGCCCAAAGUCCUCUCGCCAACACCCUACGCCCCUUUGGAACAUUCGGGGCUAAUAAUGGCCUCACCUGCUGCGUCACCGGUAACCGUGUCUGCGCUGAGUCAUUAUUCAUCAUCCACAGCCGGGCUGGAGGAGCUGCAGAUCUGCGGCAUGGACUCCUCCGCCACGGCCACGCCCACCCCAUCCCCCACACUCAGCCACGCCUCCAAUGCCCCUGACGAGCUUCCUACCGCCCCGUCAGCUGCCACAGGCACUAACGGUCAGAUGGCAGUGAAUGGAAGCUCUCAGUCUCAGAGGCCCUUCUCUCCACCUGUGUACCCCCCUCCACCCCCAACCCUCAGUCCAGGCCUGGUAAAGAUCCAGCAGGGUCGUAGUUCAGAGGGUUCAGAGACGGUCAAGAGAGAGACUGUUGUCUCUGGUCAGACAGUGGUCAGUAGCUCUGUGCCCAUCGCUCGUUUCUCGGAGGAAGAGAAGAAGGUGUCUGUCAUAAAAGCUCCCCAUUACGAAGGUAUUGGACCAGUGGAUGAGUCAGGCAUUCCCAUCGCCAUCCGUACGACUGUGGACAGACCCAAGGACUGGUACAAGACCAUGUUCAAACAGAUCCACAUGGUUCAUAAAGCAGAUGAUGACUAUGCAGACACAUAUAAUGCAACAUAUGCUGUUAUAAACAACGACAACUACCCUCCUGUCCAUGCCCAUCCACCCCCUCGAACACACACGUACCGGCCUCUCUCUAGAAAUACCUCAGACUCGCCAGACGGUGCCGCCCAUCGGGAACUCUCACAGUCACCUGUGCCCCCGCCACCCCCUCCAAUGCCGUCUCUCCUUCAGCUCCGCUCACGGGACAUGGACAGAGAGAAAGAGUUCUCACACGACCCAAAUGAGUGGGGUCCUCCAGAUCGUAAAGUGGACACACGUAAAUACCGGGCAGAACCACGGAGCAUCUUUGAGUAUGAGCCUGGAAAAUCCUCCAUCCUCGAGCAAGAAAGACCUACGUUUGAUUUAAACCCAGAUGACAUAGAUUUAGAGAACGAGCCUUGGUUUAAAUUCUUUUCCGAGUUGGAGUUUGGACGGCCGCCUCCUAAAAAGAGGUUGGAUUAUAAUCCUGACUACUCCACACAUGCUGUGGCACAGUCAUCCCUCUAUCUCUCGCCUUCUGAACGGCCUGAUGGGCCUUCAAGUUCUGCAAGUGACUAUAGGAAAAGGCGAAAGUCAGAACCAUCUGUCACUCAAGCCAACACAGAAAGUGACCAGAAUGCCAGUCAAGUAUCUUCCCGACCUCUGGAUUCCCAGAAAGCACAGACAUUGAAGAAACCCACCAUACGUUCCUCCCCCUCCUCACCAUCCAGAGCCAAAGCUGGAGACGCUAGUGAGUCACUCUCUUCCUGUAUGAGCUCUCCAGGUAUGGAGCGUCCUUCCUCUCAUCUCUCCUCAGACUCCCUCACUAUCUCCACGCCAACCUGGCGUGGCUCCAAGCGCUCCAUCUGCUUCAAGAAUGGUUGGCAGACAGGCCGACAUGAAACUACAGAGACUUGGAGUAGCGUUGACGAUGAAUCGGCCUUGACCCCUUCAUCACCACGGCUCAAAUCACGCAGCUGUGAUGACUUGUUGUCGGAUGGACAUGCUGCUAGUAAUGACGGGAGAGCAUCCACUUCUGUGACUACCACUCGCUCUGAAAGUGCAGGUUCAUUGCUCGAUGAAGACGCUCCACAGAAGCCUCAAGUAAAAAGUCUUACCUCAUCUCCCAGGGGGCGCCGACAUCACCGGCGUAAGAUGGCACAUGAUGCUCCAGGUUUCCUUCAGCUCUACAAGAAGAUGCACCACAUAGACCGUGAGCAACUGUUGCCCUCAGAGGUGAUUCGUUCUGUACGUGCACGAAUCCUCGAGUUGGAACGGCUACAGCAACAACAGAGGCACAACCUCCACGGUUGGGCACCUUUCGGUCAUGAGGUGCCACAACACAUGGUCCCAAACCGUAUAUCGGAAUAUGAACAGCUCAUCCAGAAAUCAAAGUCCAUGCCAGACCUUGGUGACGAAAAUGCCCCUUCGGGCACCACCACACCAGGGUCCUCAAGGGCCAGCAGCUGUCCCAAACGACGCUUUUCUGUUGAAUCACUUUUGGAGGAGGAAGAUCCUCCAGAAAGGGCUCGAAGUCCCCCUGAGGGACAGCCAAGACCGGGACCAGACAGCAAUAGUCUGGUGCCAAUUCAUGCGAAGAACCAGAGGCAGCAUCAAGACUACUCGGACAGUGAACAGGACGCCUGUGCCUCAGAAUUGAGCGACAUCCACAUAGAAGGGUCUUCAUUGUGUAGCGAGAGCGACCUGGAUCAUUGCUCGCUCACCUCAUCGGAGAGCUUCUACGGUUCUGGGCAACAUCACCAUCAUGGACACCAUCACCAUGGACACCAUCACCACCGCCACCAUCACCUGCACCAGAGUGUGGGUCAGAGUCAAGGUUACCAACACCGCCACCUCAUCAGCUCCUGUAAGGGCCGCUGUCCGGCGUCCUAUACACGUUUCACCACCAUGCUAAAACACGAACGACAACAGGAAAGGGCUCGGCAGGAAUCCCACCCUGCUGUUACAUCUCCACUAGCCCAACAGUCACCAAGUGAGUCAGGCCUUUCCAAACUGGCCUUCCUGGUCAGCCCUGUGCCUUUCCGCCGGAAACGAGGCUCCCCGCCGACCCAACGACGACAUUGCAGAAGUGGACGGCCGAAAUCCAAAACCGCAAUUUAUGAGGCUUUAGAUGCUGCUUUGCAGGACAUUUAUGACCACAUAAGGGCGGAAAAGGGGCAAGGACCAGCAAGGAUGCCAGAUGAUAGCAUAUUACGGCGGUUAUUGGAGGAGUUGCUACCAGACGUGCCCAAGCGUAGCUCCUCCUUGCGGGCUCAAAGAGGGUCCGGCUCCCCCUCCUUGCCGCACGUCCACCAGCCUUACCAUGGAGCCCACCAAUGUGCCUCCUACCAGCAGCAACACCAUGCAGACGCCUCCAACAACAACCAGCAUAAUGUUAAUGCUAAUGUGCACUGCUACUCAGAUCAGGGCUCUGAUACAGGACGUCUCACACCACAAAGCAGAAGACCUACUCCAGAAAGAGAGAAACAGUCUGCCAGGGCUAUUUAUGAUUUUAAAGCUCAGUCUGCCAAGGAACUUUCCUUUAAGAAAGGUGAUCCAAUCAACAUCAUCAGACAGAUAGACAGUAACUGGUAUGAGGGGGAACAUAGAGGACGGAUUGGGAUUUUCCCCAUCUCUUACGUUGAGAAGGUGGCAUCUCCGGAGCGGAGACAGCCUGUCAGGCCUCCUCCUCCAGCUCAGGUUCGAGAGAUGGGAGAGGCCAUAGCACGAUACAACUUCAAUGCGGACACUAACGUAGAGCUUUCUCUUAGAAAGGGGGAGCGAGUGAUCCUCCUAAGGAAGGUGGAUCAGAAUUGGUAUGAAGGAAAGAUUCCUGGCUCAAACAAGCAGGGCAUUUUCCCUGUGUCCUAUGUCGAUGUGAUCAAAGGCUCUCCUUCCAAGAGCCCCAGUCACCAAGGAGACACGCACACAUAUAGGGCACAGAAGCACGAUUCAGACUCCCAUUUCCAAUGGCUUGAUUCUGCCACUAGGACACACCUUCAAACGGUCACUAGCGAAUGGCUGUCCCUCACAUUGGGUGUGUCCACCACUUACCCAUCUUUCUGUGGCAGUCCAGUGCCACCCACCCCUCCUCCCUUACCCAGAAACCUACACUACAUAGACAUCCAAUCCCCUGCUCCACUUGUGCAAAGGGUUACCCCACCACAAAACCUUUCCUCCCCUUUUUUCAGCCAUGGACCAGUCACUUCAGUGUCCUCAAAUGUUUCCCAUGAACUUCUCUACAGAGAUAAACUGACAGAAAUAGAUUUAAAAGAAUCUUUACCCAUGAAAUGGAUCACAGACCAAAAUCAACAGCUAUUAAGUAUGAAACAAAAGGAGCAUGAUGGUAAAAAGCUCUUAGUAGAUAUGUAUGUAAAGCAGCAAAGCUUGAAACAAAACUAUAACCCAUCUAGGAUAAUAAGUGAACCUGAUCCAUAUGGUGAGCUUAUGUCGAUGUUUCUGAAAAAACAACUCCAAAAUGAACUUGAAUGCAGACUGGCCAGUCGAUCAAAAAACAUAGCUAUUCAAGAUGUAUUACCUGAUAGGUCACUGUCCAUCAGUUCAUGCCACAAAUCAGAAAAUAAACUGGAUAAGCAUCAUGAUAUCUACGAGAAAAAGGCUGAGGAGCUGCUGUCAGUCAUUUUGAAUGAGAAAACAGAGCUUUACAGUCCAGUAUCUACAAUAAAAUGGGAGGAGCUUCCGGAGUUGUACAUAAAGGAAGAGGAUGAUGAAGUGAUCAACAGAUCAGCCUUGGAGGCUGUUUCAAGAAAAGAGGCUGACUCCUCCUCCAUCAAUCCAUCUCUCCCCUUCUCCUCCUCACUCACCCCUGAUUCCUCCCUUACUCUGUCUUCCACUAGCUUUUCUCCUCCACACACUGAAUCAUCUGCCUCUGCUGUUCACUGUUCUAUGCCGUCUUCUUCCAAACCUUCUCCAUGUUCUCUUGCUUCACCUCUUCCUUUGGUGCCCUAUUCCUCCUCUAUCCCCCAAACCUCAGUUGUUUCUUCCCCUUCAGACUCUCCUCUCCCUCCAUUAUCUCUCUCCACUCCUUCACCUCCUCUGUCUCCUCCAAACUCCCCAAUCCCUCUUCCUCCUCCUCCUUCAUCGACUCUCAAUAUUUCUCCUUCUUCCGCCUCUUCUUUGCCUUCUAAUUAUCAAUACAUUUCAUCUCCUUCUCCUCCUGCCUCAUUUCCACAACCCCUUCUUUCUUCUGUUGUUCCUCAGCUAUCUUCUCCUACUUCCACUCCUGUUAUCUCAAAUAUCCCCUCCUCCCACUCUCCUUCUCCUCCAUCCUCUCCUCAUAUCUCACCAAUCCCGCCAUCUCCUCCUUCGUCUCCUAUUCCUUCUUUCCAUCCGCCUCUUUAUUCUUCCUGCCAGCCUCUUCUGCCAACUAUUCCAGCCUCCCCACCCUCCUCUCCCUCUCCUCCUCCAUCUUCUUCAGACCGCAUCCCAUCUUCUGAAAUUCCACCUUCUCCUCCCAGAUCUCCUACACUCCUUUCCUCUCCUCCUCCCUCCUCUGUACCUGCAGUCUCCACUCAGCCCUCACCAUCCAUCCCCCCAUCCUCUACCUCUAUUUCUCCUCUCUCCCCACGUUCACAGCCUCGGUCUCCUAAGAUUAAGACAGUUUAUAGGCAGGAAGUGGUGGUUGAGGGCAAGCCACCACGUAGCCCCAUUUCCACCAGGCGGCGCUGUUUAUCUCCCUGUUUAUCACCCAGUAAAGCACGAAGGAAAAUGAUGCAGGAUUCCCAGCAUGCAGGUGGUGACCCCUUCCAAGCUGUCUACAACUAUGUGCCUCGUAAUGAGGAUGAGCUGGAGCUUAAGGAGGGGGACGUUGUUGAUGUCAUAGAGAAAUGUGACGAUGGCUGGUUUGUGGGUACGUCUCGUAGAACCAGGUUAUUUGGAACGUUCCCAGGAAACUAUGUUAAACCGCUUUAACAAAGAGGAAACAAUGGCACAAAUACGGCCACUCCAGUGCCUACUGUGUAGGGCCAAUGAGGCACCUCACCUUUGAGAAAGUGUGCGUGUCUUUAUGUGUGAGUGUGUUCACAAACACAACAUUUUUAGCUCUGCCAUUUCUGCACAGACAAACCACUGAAGUUAAUUUCACUUUGAGCACUUUUUUGUGCCAUCACACAGUCUCCUCACUGUACCUUCAUCUGCUAUUCUGACAACAGCACAUUCAUGCACAUGUUUUUCCUGUUAUUUUGACAUUUUGUUAUUUUCCAGGAUGCGGUAGCUCAGAGUUAGUACGGUGAGGAUUCAGGUAGCAAGGUAAUAAGUGAGGUCAGUAGAACAGUAUAAACGGUACUGAGGAAAAACCUCAGGCAUCAGUGUUGAACUGAGUGCGUGUGUAUGUCUGUGUGUAGUGUAAUAAACAGUGCACGGUUAAUAGCAAUAUAGAGACCACUGGUUAUAGAUGAGGAUGUAUAGUUUCAUUAAAAGGAGCUACAGUACAUGUGGUAUCAUGGACAAUUAUGAAAUUGCUCAUUCCCCUUGUGUGGCCAAAAUAAUGAAGUGAUAGAAACAGAUGUGUUUUAACCAUUAAUUGUAUAGGUAACAAUACUUUUUGCCAUACAAAAUUACAAAAUAACUGUCAUGGAGCAAUUUUGCUAUUGUAUAAGUGGCAAUCAUUCAUAUAGGAUAAUGUUUGUAUAAUUAUCAGUGCAUUGUGGGUAUUUGUAUAAAUUGUCUUUAAAAAGAAAGCGCAUUGACAUUCUGGAAAGGAAAGAUGCUUUUAUGGAAUUUGGUAACAAAUAUUUGAUUAAUGAACUUGUUUUCUAAUGUUUACUUGAGAAUUUUAUGAAUGGACUGAGUUUUAGAAUUGUAAACCAGGUGUCAGUGAACCACUUGACUUUGAUACAGUAAAAACAAAAAAAAAACAUGUAAAUCAAGGUUAAAUCAUUGCUCGUUUUAGUAAUGAAUGGCAACAAUUUUACAAUAACAGUGUGAGCCUGUUAUAAUGUUUAAUUUUUUUUUUAUUUGUUAACCUAAAUUAACUAAUUUAUCUAAAAGGUAAUUUCUCAAUUUUCCAAUUUUUACUUUUUUGAAAGUUUGAUCUCUAGUAUAAAACUUCAGUAAUGUAAUUUAUCUGCCACAUUUCUCAUGAGAUUCACUCAUAUAGAGACUGCAUCAAAUAAUGCAAUAGAGAGAGUUGUUGGUCUUUGAUGAAUGUUGUAGUUUGUAUGCUUGUCUGACGUUUAAAAGUUCACGUUUCAGUUUUGAAGGAUUUGUAUAUCAGUAUUUUCUGCACUAAGUGUAUCACUUGAGUUCUCAUCUGAAAACAUAGCUUGUGUUGCAUCGGCUUUUACAAGUACGUAUAUUCAGUAUAUGGAAAAGUGUGUCUAUGAAUUUCACAGACAGCAGAGCAAUCUUAAAGCACCUUAAACAUUUAUUAGUUCAAUUAUUUUUGUUUUCUUUGAAGUUGAAGUGUGUAAGAAUGUUAAUAAUGAAGUAUUGUUUCCUCGCAUAACGUAAUAUGCUGGGACUACUAUAAGGAAAGUGUGAACACUGUGGCUCUUUGUUGAUUUGAGCACAACCAAUAGUUUGAGUUUGGGGUGGGGUUUUCUGUUUGGCUGUCCAGUGGCAGAUGGAAAGGGUUUUGGAAACCUGUUUGAAAACAUUUGCAAUUACACUUGUUGGUGCAGAAAUUACACACUUUAGCUUUAACUAUAUUUUAAUCACACUGUUUGCAUUUUCCAGCCUCACAGCUGUGUUUGCUGAUACUUUAUAUGUCAUUUUGUAUUGUACUGUACAUGAGUUUCACUUCCAUUAUAAAGCCCUUCCUUUCUCACUUUUGGUUUCUUUCAUCUGUUUUUUAGUCCUUUUUACUUCAUCCCAUGUGCCAAAUUUAUUCUACACACCCAACUUCUUUGGUGCAAAAAAAUAAAAAUAAAGAAAAUGUAUGCAAAAAAGAAAUAAGCAAAGAACAUUUUUGGGACUAAUAAAGGACUUUCUUCAGCACAGGAUGGAUACUGAUGCACACUGUAGUCAAACUGCAGUCACUGUUUGCCUUUGCUACAGCCACAAACUACUCUCCUCUACUAAAGUCAGUGGAUUUUUUGGAGGAUAUUUUUUGCCUUUUUCUUUAUAGGCAUAUAGUGUUAGUGUUAACACUAUAUAACAUAUAGUGUUAUUUGAUGUGUGUGUGCUUGAUGAACUGGUGAGCUCGAGGGGAUCUUUAACCUGCUCACAUUCAAAUAAAGCUUUCUCUCUCCCUUUCUUUCUUUCUUUCUUUCUUUCUUUCUCUAUCUCUCUCCUCUGUCUCUGCUUUUUUUGUUCUGUAUCCAAUAAAUUUCUGCUCAGUUAUUUGAGCUUCUAUGUUUA